Tuber aestivum (summer truffle) is the source of this 2154-nucleotide messenger RNA. Lineage: Eukaryota; Fungi; Ascomycota; Pezizomycetes; Pezizales; Tuberaceae. The record is from the annotation of a GenBank genome assembly.
AGGGGAGAUCGCAACAUCGCGGAGUGCGCAGCGGUGCCAAUGCGAACGGGAACAGCCAUCUCGAUCAAGAUGCCGGUAGCGGUAGCACUGGUCACGGUCUGCGCAUUUUCAGCAAUGGCCCUUUCACCCUCGGGCCCCCUUUCUCCUUGCCGGUACCCUUUUCCCUCUUGCCCCUACUCCUCCGCCACAAGAGCCAGUGGAACACGCUCCCUGCCGUCCCUACGAGUACUUGCACUGCUCCUUCCCUUCCCUCCCUGCCGCCACACCGCCCUAUUUCUCCCCCCUUUCUCUCGGAUCUCCUCCGCUUUCGUUUCCUUCUUCCCUGUUCACAUAAGAGCUACAAGGUUCCCUCCAGAUUCUACUAUUCCAUCGACGAAGCAGUCGGUAAACUUCCGCCCGAAGACAACCAGUUUCCUUUUGCCGGUUGCCAUAGCGUUUACUACCCUCACGGCCUUUAUCCCCCUUUCAACUCUCUCCCCUCUGGAAUCCUCAGGCUCGAUACAAACAUGGCUACUACACGUGCCCAGUUCGAAGAAGUCUUCACUAAUGUCGUUGUCCCUGAAUUGAUUGCCGAGAUUAGGAAGACCCAGGUUUCCGAGAAUGCAAUUCAGUGGGUUGAGAGGGUUUGUUAUCUUUUUUCUUCUUUUUUUUUACCCUUUGUUCGAUUGAUCGGCUCGGUCUUGUUGUUUUUGCUGCUAUUCAGUUGAGUGAUCUCAAUUGCUAAUAAGAACAUGUUGGUUGAAGAACUUUCUCCACAACACCCUUGGGGGAAAGUACAACCGUGGAAUGACCGUUCCGGACACUUACCGUCUCCUCGUUGGGAAAGAGACCCUUAGCCUCGCAGAAUACAAGCUUGGCGCGAUUCUCGGAUGGUGCACUGAAAUGGUUGGUUACCUGUCCCGCUUCCCUUUUGAUAUUUAUAUUAACCUCUUUUCGGUAAAGCUUCAAGCAAUGUUCCUCGUUGCCGACGACAUAAUGGAUAGUUCCAAGACACGCCGGGGCUCCCCCUGCUGGUACCUGAUGGUAACGCCCUAACUCUUACUACGACCCCUUCGUGUCAGGGUCUGACAUGAUCUUUUAGGAAGGUGUUGGGUCCAUUGCUAUCAAUGACUCGUUCCUCCUUGAAUCAUCGAUCUACGUUCUUUUAAAGAAAUAUUUUAAAGGGACCGACUACUACAUCGACCUUGUCGAGCUUUUCCAUGAUGUGAACAACCAUUUCUCCUACCUUUUAAUUCUCGAUGAUGCUAAGACCUUUUAGGUUACCUGGAAAACGGAACUCGGUCAGCUUGUGGACCUUCUUACAUCCCCCGAGGAUAGUAUUGACUUGAAUCGUUUUAACUACGACAAGUACUACUUCAUUGUUCGCUACAAGACCGCCUUUUACUCCUUUUACCUCCCAGUUGCUCUUGCCAUGUAUCAGGCUGGGGUCGCCACUCCAGAUAACCUGAACCGCGCUCGCGAUGUUCUUAUUCCCCUUGGUGAAUACUUCCAGGUUCAGGAUGACUUCCUUGAUUGUUACGGUAAUCCCGACUAUAUUGGUAAGAUUGGUACCGAUAUCAUGGACAACAAGUGCGGAUGGUUGGUAAACAAAGCCCUCGAAAUUGUGACUCCCGAACAGAGGAAGCUUUUGGAGGACAAUUAUGGUCAGAAGAAUGCGGCUGCGGAGAGGAGGGUCAAGGACCUUUACCUUGAGUUGAAGCUUGAAGAUCAUUAUAGGCGUUACGAAGCUGAGAGCAUCGUGAUGGUUAAGGGGUUGAUUGAUGGUGUGGACGAAUCUGAGGGGUUGAAGAGAUCUGUGCUUGAAGGUUUCCUCAACAGGAUUGCAGGAAGAGAUAAAUAGAUAGUGUUUCGCAGUUCUUGAUGGGUUAAUUAGAAGGGUGGAAUACGGGAAAUUAUUGCCCUUGCUAAUCCUGCCUGAGGGAUGAGAAUAAACGUCUUAGCGUUCCGAUGUGGUGCUACAUUUUCUUGAAUGGAAGUUCGUACUCGAGUAGAGUAAUCACACGGGCACAGGGGUUAGCUACUAAAACCUAAUCUGACCAGUCAAAAGCCAGAUAUCUAUUGCCGGCAGCUUGGGGGAGGGGCCUCCCGUGCUGUAUGAUGAGUCACAACGGCUGAUCUUUGAAGCGAGCUACAAGUAACGCGACGGUUGCGCUA